This is a messenger RNA of Danio rerio (zebrafish), 2191 nucleotides long. The record is from RefSeq and is a predicted model, not a curated record. NCBI's taxonomy places the organism in Eukaryota, Metazoa, Chordata, Actinopteri, Cypriniformes, Danionidae.
AUGAAUUGUGUGAAACAUCUGCAUUUGUUUACAGCGUGUGGGGAUAAUCAAUACUCAGUGCAUUACAUCUUUGAGUCCUUCCAAGGACUCUUGUGCAUUAGUGCUAAUAGUGCAGUGUUUCCCCUGCUCACUUUCAAGUGCAUCUUUUUGAUGCAUCUCAGAACCUGCGGUUGUUAUGGCAACAUUUCUGAGUAGUGCCAGCCCACAUCAUACUAAUAGUAAACAAAAAACACAUCUCCUCGCAGCACCCAUCCAACUGAUGUAUGAGAAGCCCCCCUCCAUCACUGGUCCCCUGGAGCAGCAGAUGAUGGGGGAGUGAUGGUGAGCAAGAGCUUCAGUUUCAUCUCUAGCAGACUCUGCUCAUCUGAUUGCUUUGCUCCAGGGAUGUGACUGCUCUGCGUGUGUCUGUGUGUGUGUGAGAGAGAGUGUGUGUGUGUAGGUCAUACAGAGCAGAACUCCUCUAUGACCAUCAGCUGUUUAUGAUGAACAUGAAUACAGCUCUGCCGAAAGAGAUGCACACUUUCUGGGAGAAGGAGACCUGUAACCAGUCAAGCCCCAGCAAGAAGCCUAAACCGCCCAAGCCUCAGAAUGCCAUCACCAUCGCCGUGUCCUCUCGUGCGCUCUUCAACAUGGAUCUGGAGCAGGACAUUUAUGAGCAGCAGGGAAUGGAGGACUACCUCAACUAUCAGAUUCAACACGAGAUGGAACCAUUCGCACCUGGACCUGCUUUCCCCUUCAUCAAGGCAGUGGAGGCAGUGAACACUCGACUCCGAGAGCUUUAUCCAGACAGCGAAGAGCUCUUUGAUGUGGUUCUGAUGACCAGCAAUCAUGCACACGUAGGACUCAGACUCAUAAAUUCAAUCAACCAUCACCAGCUUUUUUUAGAACGCUUUUGUAUGACUGGAGGCAACAGUCCUAUUGGUUAUCUGAAAGCUUACCACACCAACCUUUAUCUGUCAGCUGACUCGCUGAAAGUCAGAGAAGCCAUCGAAGCAGGAAUUGCAGCAGCUACAGUGUUUUCACCUGGGAAAAUCACAGAGGUGCCGGAGACCCAGCUGCGUGUGGCCUUCGAUGGAGAUGCCGUCCUCUUUUCAGACGAGUCAGAGAGAAUCUACAAAGCUCAUGGACUGGACAAGUUCUUCGAACAUGAGAAAGCCCAUGAAAAUAAACCUCUGGAUCAUGGGCCACUGAAGGGUUUCCUGGAAGCUCUGGGGAAACUGCAGCAGAAAUUCUACGCCAAAGGCCAGCGCUUGGACUGUCCCAUCCGCACUUACUUGGUAACAGCUCGCAGCGCUGCCAGUUCUGGCACCCGGGCCCUCAAGACGUUACGUUCCUGGGGUCUAGAGACAGACGAGGCCCUCUUCUUGGCAGGAGCCCCUAAAGGCCCCAUGCUGGAAAAGAUCAGGCCCCACAUCUUCUUUGAUGACCAGAUGUUCCACGUGGAGGGAGCUGCAGAGCUGGGGACUGUGGCGGCUCAUGUUCCCUAUGGCAUUGCCCAGAAGAUUCCUCCAAAGAAAGAUGGUAAAAAAGACACGUCAGCCAGGCAGCUAGAGUAAAUUAUGGUGUGAUUUCCUUAAACGUGGCUUUUAAAACCUUUUUUUGUUUAUCCCAUUAUAACUGUUUAAAUUGGAAGCUAGAUAAAUUGGAUUAAAGUCCACAUGAACUGGAAGUUGCAACCAUUUUUUUGCCAAGUAUAUAUAUAUCCAAAGGUAUAGCCAAGGGUAUAGCCAAGGAUAAAGCCAAGGAUAAGUGCUCAAAAACAGACUCACUCCUUUUCUUCUGGUGUAUGCCGUCCCAUUACCCCUUAUUGAAUUACAAUAAUGAACAAAUUGCACAAAAGAAACAGUGAUAUUUAAAAGUAAAGUAAUAGGCUAUUUAAAAGUGCAAUAGAUAACACAUUUACGAGAGAGAGCAACGUUUUAGGUUUGUUAAUUUAUAAAGUUAUACAUUUUCGUGUACAGGGUUUAAUAUUUAAUUGGUCAUUAAAUUAAAUGGAAAAUCUAGCUAUUUUGUUUAUUGAUCAGUUGGAGCAUCAAAAAAAAUAAAAAUAAAGAGAAAUGUACAACUGCAGAUUUGGGUCAUGCCUUGCGUGACUAUCCGCUACACCAGAUUAUUUGGUUCACUCUGUACUCAGAAUUCAAGUAUCAGAAUAUUAAGAAAAUAUUUAGACUAUUAUAUAUAUAUAUAUAUA